This is a messenger RNA of Lathyrus oleraceus (garden pea), 1341 nucleotides long. RefSeq lists its product as uncharacterized. The transcript has a single exon. The record is from RefSeq and is a predicted model, not a curated record. Bases 1 to 1341 code for a protein of 446 amino acids. Lineage: Eukaryota; Viridiplantae; Streptophyta; Magnoliopsida; Fabales; Fabaceae.
AUGCGAGGUAAGGCCUCAGCUGAAUUUCUUUUUGAUGCAGAACCAGAACGAUCGUUACGAGCAAGAAUCAGAAAAGCCAGACACGACAGACUGGAAGCGAUAGAAGAACCGCUGAUAGUUUCUGAUUUUGAGAAAGAGGGAACCGUUUCUAUUCAUUCGGAACACUCUGAUUCUGAAAAUUCAGAUACCGAGUCUGAAACUAUGGCAGCUGCCCCACCUCCUGUGGAGAGACUAUUAGGUGAUUAUGGGGGAGCUAAUGCUCUGCUUGGAAGGAUGACAAUCGUAAAUCAACCAGUCAAUGUUGCCCACUUUCAACUUCACCCCUCAACGAUACGGCAACUAGAAAGGAGACCUUUCUCAGGAAAAAUUAACGAAGAUGCCAACAAGCAUUUGCAAAGGUUUCUGACUAUGACUACAUCGUUAAAGAUUGAGGGGAAUUCUGAGGAAGCUAAGAAGUUGGUCAUGUUUCCGUUUACAUUGUCAGAAGACGCUGAAGAGUGGUUCUACUCUUUACCUGCUGGAAGCAUCACAACUUGGCAACAGAUGGAGACAACUUUUCUCAACGAGUACUUUCCGGCCUCUGUAUACAUCCGAAAGAGGUACGACAUAGUGAAUUUUAAACAAAAGGAAGGAGAGUCACUUGGAGAUACGUAUAAGAGGUUUAAACGAUUGUUGGUUGCAUGUCCUACUCAUAAUACGGAUGCAACAGAGCAAAUGCAGAAUUUUGUAAAUGAUCUUCGGAUGAAGACUAAGCAACUCAUUGACACAGCAGCUGGUGGCUCAACUAACUUUACAACAACCACUGGUAUUAAAAAUAUUAUCGAAGCCAUUGCAGCCAAUGAGCACCUGGAGUUGUAUGACCGUAGUGUUAGUCAAUCCGAAGGGAUAAUUGACCUGAAAUUGGCAAGUCAAGUGGUGAAGAUGGAAGAUCAAAUAGCAGCUGAAGUAGAAAGGAGACUAAAGAAGUUGGCUAUUGAUACUCAAACUGUGGCACAGGUUCAACCGGUUCAACCAACUCAAGCUAGUAAUUGCAAAAUUUAUGGAGGACCUCAUCUUACCGCACAUUGUGUUGCAACCGCACAACAAAUUGAGGAGAUCAAGUUUCUAAGGCAGAACAACCCUUAUUCAAAUACAUACAAUCCGGGUUGGAAAAACCAUCCAAAUUUCUCAUGGAAGGAUCAACAAGGAAAUUUGAAGAACCAACCACAGCAACAACAAUUUCGACCUCAGCAACAACAAUCGUAUCAACAACCUCAACAACAGUUUCAGCAACAGGUACCAAGAAAAGUUGAUUGGGAGCUUGCCAUUGAGAAGAUGGCCGCUCAAAGCUCUCAAUUUUAA